GGGAUUCUCUUCAGCCGCUUUGUGAAGCAGGGGAGAGAUGCCUCAGGAACAGUACACCCACCACCGGAGCACCAUGCCCAGCUCCGAGGGACCACAGGUAUACAAAGUGGGGAUUUAUGGCUGGCGGAAAAGAUGCCUGUAUUUCUUUGUCCUACUCCUGAUGAUUUUAAUACUGGUGAACUUGGCCAUGACCAUCUGGAUUCUCAAAGUCAUGAACUUCACGAUUGAUGGAAUGGGAAACUUGAGAAUCACAGAAAAAGGUCUAAAGCUAGAAGGAGACUCCGAAUUCUUGCAACCUCUUUACGCCAAAGAAAUCCAGUCCCGACCAGGUAAUGCCCUGUACUUCAAAUCUGCCAGAAAUGUUACAGUGAACAUCCUCAACGAACAGACUAAAGUCCUAACUCAGCUGAUAACAGGGCCAAAAGCUGUAGAAGCUUAUGGCAAAAAGUUCGAGGUAAAGACAGUUUCUGGAAAAUUGCUCUUCUCUGCAGACAACAAUGAGGUGGUAGUAGGAGCUGAGAGAUUAAGAGUUUUAGGAGCAGAGGGCACAGUGUUCCCUAAAUCUAUAGAGACACCUAAUGUCAGGGCAGAUCCCUUCAAGGAACUAAGGUUGGAGUCCCCCACCCGGUCUCUGGUGAUGGAGGCCCCAAAAGGAGUAGAAAUAAAUGCAGAAGCUGGCAACAUGGAAGCCACCUGCAGAACAGAGCUGAGACUGGAGUCCAAAGAUGGAGAGAUUAAGUUAGAUGCUGCGAAAAUCAAACUACCUAGACUGCCUCAUGGAUCCUACACGCCCACAGGAACAAGGCAGAAGGUCUUCGAGAUCUGUGUCUGCGCCAAUGGGAGAUUAUUCCUGUCCCAGGCAGGAACCGGUUCCACUUGUCAGAUAAACACGAGUGUCUGCCUGUGAGAGCCGAUGCAUAGUGGACAUUGUCGGCAGCCUCCAGGCCUUUUUCGGCUUUAGACCCUGGCUGCCAGCUAUUUUUACUAGAACACAGAAAGCCUAUCAAAGACCUUUUGUGUGUGUGUGUGUGUGUGUGUGUGUGUGAGAGUGAGAGUGAGUUUGUGUGUGUGGGUGAUAUAAAUAUAUAUAAAUAUAUAUAAAUAAAUAUAUAUAUCCUCUGUAUAAAAUGAGGUUUCAGUACAAAAGGAACCAAGGGUGACCCUGUGAUAUCCACUGUCAUUGCCAUCCCAACCCCACCACAUACAUGAUAAAAUCAAAACACUAAUUCGGG
Lipotes vexillifer (Yangtze River dolphin) is the source of this 1232-nucleotide messenger RNA. It is a transcript of the gene SGCD, whose product is annotated as sarcoglycan delta. Lineage: Eukaryota; Metazoa; Chordata; Mammalia; Artiodactyla; Lipotidae. Gene Ontology annotation, biological process: heart contraction; cardiac muscle tissue development. The transcript is spliced from 8 exons. Gene Ontology annotation, cellular component: sarcolemma; sarcoglycan complex. The record is from RefSeq and is a predicted model, not a curated record. Bases 38 to 907 code for a protein of 289 amino acids.